Molecule: messenger RNA, 1293 nt
Organism: Lathyrus sativus (Indian pea)
Lineage: Eukaryota; Viridiplantae; Streptophyta; Magnoliopsida; Fabales; Fabaceae
Source: the annotation of a GenBank genome assembly
AUGAUGAAGAAGAAAGUCCCCGAUUGGCUCAACAGUUCUCUCUGGUCAGUGCCCAAAUCUCCUCCCUCCUCCGUCGCCGCCGAAGACAACUCAUCUCUCUACAACUCAAUCUCACAGCCGCGACCUCCGUCCCCUCCCGUCGUAGUUCAAGAUCCUCCGCCCGAGCAGAUUAUCGAGGAUUCUCGAUCCGAAGAUCAACAUGAUGCGCCUCCUUCUGAUUUCGAUGUCUCUCACCAGGCUCAAUUGGUGACUGAGUUGUCGAGGAAGGUGAUGGAUAUGCGGGAAUUGAGAAGGAUCGCGUGUCAAGGUGUGCCUGAUUCCGCUGGGAUACGCUCUACAUUGUGGAAGCUUUUGCUUGGAUAUCUUCCGCCGGAUAGAGGGCUUUGGUCAUCUGAAUUAGCAAAGAAGAGGUCCCAGUAUACACAGUUCAAAGAGGAGAUUCUCAUGAAUCCUUCCGAAAUCACAAGGAGGAUGUACAACUCCACAAGUGGUGAUGCUGAGGAUGCCGCCAAGCGUGACAGGGCCUUGCUCUCUAGAUCAGAAAUCCCUCACGAUGAGCACCCUUUGAGUCUUGGGAAGACCAGCGUAUGGAAUCAGUUCUUCCAGGAUACAGAAAUCAUAGAUCAGAUUGAUCGAGAUGUAAAGCGCACUCAUCCUGAUUUCCACUUUUUCUCCGGUGAUUCAAAAUUUGCAAAAUCUAAUCAGGAGGCUUUAAAGAACAUAUUAAUUAUUUUCGCAAAGUUAAAUCCAGGUGUAAAAUAUGUUCAAGGGAUGAAUGAGAUAUUGGCUCCUCUAUAUUAUGUGUUAAAAAAUGACCCUGAUGAAGAAAAUGAAGCUUUUGCUGAAGCUGAUGCAUUCUUUUGUUUUGUUGAGCUAUUGAGUGGUUUCCGAGAUAAUUUUGUCCAACAACUGGACAAUAGUGUUGUGGGAAUUCGUUCAACUAUUACAAGAUUGUCCCAGCUUUUAAGAAAACACGAUGAGGAGUUGUGGCGUCAUCUUGAGAUCACUUCCAAAGUCAAUCCCCAAUUCUAUGCAUUUAGAUGGAUCACUCUCUUGUUGACUCAGGAAUUUAAUUUUGCCGACAGCCUUCACAUUUGGGACACUCUUUUAGGUGAUCCAGAGGGUCCGCAGGAGACUCUUCUCCGGGUAUGUUGUGCAAUGCUAGUUCUCAUUCGCAAGCGCCUCCUAGCGGGGGAUUUCACUUCAAAUCUCAAGUUGCUACAAAAUUACCCGUCAACAAACAUUAGCCAUUUGCUCUAUGUUGCCAAUAAGUUUCGUGUACAGUCAGUCUAA